UCAUUUCAUUUGAAACGUAUCAACAAUUAUCAUUAAUCGUUGAAAAAUUAUUUUUGUUGGAUGUUUGAAAAUUUGUUAAUUUGUUAAUUUUUUUUUCUUCACAACAAUGGAUGAUUCAAUAUUGGAUGAAUAUCGAGAUUCCAUUAAUGAUUAUUUUGAUGAUGAUCUUGAGACUUCUAUAUCGAAUAAUGGUGAAAAAAUGCUUCAAAAGAUCAAACUUUAUGAUAAUUGUCUUCCAUAUUGUGAACAAUUGGAGCUUAUACGUGUGAAAUAUUUGGAUUAUUUAAAAAGAAAUCUAUGUCAUUCAAUGUUGAGUGAUAAUAAUGGUUAUCUCUUUUUAAAAUGGAUGGAUGAAUUUUCAUCAUAUAUUUCAAUCUAUGAUCUUGCUUUCAACAAAGCUGAACACAUUUUUCUUACGAAAUUAUUAUAUAAUUCCUUAACAUUUUUCCAAUAUGAUUAUCAAAUAUCAAAGAAAUUGAUGGAAUUAUUAUCCAAACUUUUAAAAGAGAGAAGAUUAAUUUCCAGAUCGGAACUAGAACUUGAUUGGCAUGUUCUUUAUGCUUUUCAUAAAAAUUUUGACGAUCCUAUCCAUAAAUCAAGCAAUGGUAACCUCGUAAAGAAUGCUCAAAAAAAAGAAUUGAUAAGACUGACUGUCCAUGCCAGGGCCUAUUUUUCGAAAGAUUCUACCAAAGAAAUGUUGAAUGAAUGGAAACAAUAUCUUUGUGUACAUGCUAAAAAAUAUAAACAAUAUCUUGAUUAUUUUAGUUUGUUUUUGCCUACAUUGCUUCCACCCGAAGAAUUUGAAUUUGGAUUCAAACUUUGGUUUGAUGAUUUUAUUGAUAUGCUCAAUUGGUUUCAAGUACCACCAACAUCAUUAUUGAAUUUGUUAACUCGUUUAGCUGAAGAUGUUCAUGGCUAUAUCGACUGGGAGCCAUAUUUGCCUUAUUUUUUUCAAAAGCUAAGUCCUAAAUUGACUCCAUCAAUUCAAUUCAAUAUUUUUUAUUAUCUUAAAUUAUUAACAUGGAUAAUUUCACCAAAUAAUAUUGAAAAAAAUAUUUAUUAUGCAAAAAAACUUUUGCUGAUUGCAAAGAAUAGUCGAACUAGAUUUCUUUCAAAACCAUCUUCGUUUGUUUCUUGUCAUUUAGCCAUGUUGAUUGUGCAAAGAUAUAAAAAAGAGCAACGAAAUCUUUGGUACAAUUAUACUCCUAACAACUAUAAACUUGAUGAUAAAACAUUUAAUGAAUUUGGUGCCAUAUUGUUAGAAAAUUUUAUCGAUUCAUAUUUCUACGGAACACAAUCACAACUUAGCUAUGAACAACUAUACGCUAUUGUUAAUUUAAAUCCUGAAUUGAUUGCCGAAAAAAUUCCGGAAAAAUUACAAAUUGCUUAUGAUCAAAUUUCCGAACCAUGGCGAUUGGAAGCAAUUUUAAAAUUAUAUUCUGUAUCCAUAUUUCCAAUUAUAUUGGAUAAUAAAAUUGGACCAAAAUAUCGUAUAGAAUUGAUUCCAAUGUUGUUUCAAUUGAUCGAAUUAUUCAAUCCAUAUGAUCAUAAUCUUUGUUUGAUACAAUUGUUUGCCAUUAAAUCGAUAUUGAUUUUGGAAUUUCCACUUAUUGAUUGUUCAUCAUUAUGCAAUAGUUCUGAUAAAAUUUUAACCGAAUAUGAAACAGAAAUGUGUUUACAAUCAAUACGUUUAGAAGAAUUUCCCAUUUGUUUUAUGAGAUGUUGUCAAAACAUGAUCGAUUCGAAUAAUGAACAUUUAUUUGAUAAUCUAAAAAAAUCCGAUUCAUUAGCAAUCAUAAUGUUUUCCAUUCUAACUCGUACAACCGAAACAAUAGCUAAAUCAUUUAUCGAUAAUUUUAUAUCAUUUAUUGUUUCGAAUAUAUAUGAAGAUGGAUAUAUUGUAAUAAAAAUCAUUAUGGAAUCAAUAGCAAUGAUAUAUCCUGAAUAUAUGAUGAAAAAAUUAUUUCCAUUAAUUUCUGAACAUUUAAAUAUACUUGUACUCAAUAGAGAUACAAAAUUAUCAACAUGUUUAGAAAAAGAUUUAAGAUAUCAUAUUGAAAUAUUUAGAAAUUUAUUCUAUUGCAAUUCAGAAUUAUUAUCUAAUUAUCAAGAUGAAAUACUAAUUUUAAUUGAAAAAAUUAGUAAUUUAAAAAUAAAUUCACAAUAUUUUAUGGUUUAUUGUUUAUUAAGUGAUUUAUUUGAUAAUUUAUUUACUGAAAAAAUUGCCAUUGAUUUACAAAAAAUUGAACCAAAAAUGAUGAUAUUUGAAAAUUGGCCUAAAUUGAUUACAACGAAAAAAUUUUCAGUUAAAUGGUAUCAAACAACAACUAAUGUAUUAAAUUUUGCUCAUCAUUUAAUAGAAAUUUUUAUAAAAAAUAAGCUCAUUUUGUUGGAAGAUUGGAUCGAAUCAAAAUCAACAAUGACAAACGAUGAAUUAUUGAAAAAUUUAAGACUUAUAUCAUCAGUUAAUGGAUUAAUAAUUGAUUCACCAAAAUUCUUAUCAUUUUCAUUAGAUAAUUCAACUUUAUAUUCAUCAAAUAUGAAAAAUCCUUUAUUGAAUGAUUUAAUCAACUUGAAUGAACAUAUCAUAAAUGUUAUAAACAAAGUUUUGAUCAAAUUAGAAACAAUUAAAUCCGGUGAUACCCAAUCAUAUGAAGAGAUCAUUUAUAUCUAUUGCCAAAUUUCAAAGAAAUCGUCUCGUUUUCAAUGCAAAAAAAUUCCAAAAAAACGUUUAUAUCAAUGUCGAAAUAAAUUGAAUGAAUACGUUUGGCUUGUUCAUUUUUAUUCUGUUAUGAUUCGUGAUGCUUCCAUACGAAUCAAUCUGAUAAAUACUUUACAAAAACGUCAAAAUGAAACAGAUAUUUGCAUAAUGAAGAAUUUACUUUUAUUGUCUCAAUCAAAUUAUCCCACAGUCAGAUAUGAUGCUGAAAAAACUUUUGGAAAAAUAUUUUCACAUCAUUUGGAUUCAUCAAAAUUUAUUUCCGAUGAAUUAAUCGAUAAAUUAAACACAAAAGAUGCUGAUUCUUUGAUCGGUGUCCUACAUUUAUUACAUUGUAAUUCUGAUCGUUCUUUAAUGUUUUGCUCUUCAUGGAAUACAUUAUUGAAAUUAUAUCCAAUUUUGGUACGAAUCAAUUUGUCCGAAAAGCUUGAAAUAAUCGAUAUAUUUGAUGUAGAUUUUUUUUUGCUAUUUACUGAUCAUAAGUUUAUGAUACCAUUGGAAAAAAAUCAUUCAUUAGAAUUAUUGUCUGGUUAUUUUGAAGAAGGAAAAUCAUUGUUCUUCCAAUCGAUCACUGAAAAAGAAAUUGAAGAUUUUAGACAGAAGAUAAUUGAUUCAAAUCAAAAUAAUCGUAUUACAUAUUUGAAAUUGGUUGAACAACUUUUGACCGUAAUGCGAGAUGAAAAUUUACAUUGGCGUUUUUAUCAUUUUGGAUUUUUGCUUCUAAACAAUCUAAUUCGCAAUGAUAUUGAUUUUCCUUUGAAUGGUAUUGAAUUUUUGAUACGAAAUUUAACACAUGAUUUACAACGUGUUCGAAAAAUAGCUCAAGAAGUUUUGGUCAAGAUUAUGUAUAUAAUGUUGCCCAAAAAAAUAACAAUAAAAAUCGAAAAUCUUAAAUCAAUUGAUUAUGAUUUGAAUUGUCAUCAAAAUGAAGAAACUUAUAAUCGACAAUUGUUUUUGGAUGAAAAUCAUUAUGGCUAU
Molecule: messenger RNA, 3697 nt
Organism: Dermatophagoides pteronyssinus (European house dust mite)
Lineage: Eukaryota; Metazoa; Arthropoda; Arachnida; Sarcoptiformes; Pyroglyphidae
Product: proteasome activator complex subunit 4-like
Biological process (GO): proteasomal ubiquitin-independent protein catabolic process
Cellular component (GO): cytosol; nucleus
Molecular function (GO): proteasome binding; peptidase activator activity
Source: RefSeq, a predicted model, not a curated record